Molecule: messenger RNA, 2559 nt
Organism: Naegleria lovaniensis
Lineage: Eukaryota; Heterolobosea; Eutetramitea; Acrasida; Naegleriidae
Exons: 2
Coding region: 1-2559 (852 amino acids)
Molecular function (GO): protein binding
Source: RefSeq, a predicted model, not a curated record
AUGUUAUUACCAAAUACCAAUCCAAAGGAUAAAAGUCCCUCAACAGCACCACCUGACAAUCAAAAAAAACAUCAAUUAAAUGUUUAUGAAAAAAAUACCGACCAGUCAAAGGUGAAAAAGACCAAAGUUUCUACGGCUAGCUCUAGCGAGUCUGCUGCUUCAAGCAACUCUUCUGUUCGUUUGACCGUGAAACUUGAUAAUAACGCGUUCAGAAUUAACAUCACUGGAAAUUCUUUUUCAUCUUUGAUUGAAAAAGUUGUUUCAGUAUUUGGACUGAAGGAGGAUGGCCAUCCUUUACCAACUCUCACCUACGUUGACAUGGACACUCGUUAUCACAUUACGAAUGAUGACGAUGUCCAGGAUUUCCUUUCAUUUUUAAACCGCCACGAAGUUUUAGAAAAGGACAAGUUCAUUAAUGUGACAACAACAGCAAGUCCUUCUGUAUGCCUGAUUCCAAUGCACUCGUAUCAAUUGGAGUUCAUGAUGGCAAUGCAGAACUUACUCGAAAAUAUAGAAGGAUCCUCUUCAAUAAUUGUGCAUGGCUUUGGAUCAGAUUUUAAGUUUAUUGGAAGAACAGACGUCAUUUCCACAUUUACCAAUUGCUAUGAGGAAUACAUGGACUCUAUUUCCAAGGAUGGAAGGGUUGCUAGAGACAAUAUUGUGCUUCCUUAUAUAGCAGCAGCACCAGGCAUUGGAAAAUCAAGAAUUUUGAAGGAAAUUGGCCUUUUCAUGUACAAGAACAAACAUCUUUUCCCACUUUUUAUUUCAUUUGGAAAUGGAACGAAAAUGGAUGUUUCAAUAGAGACAAACCCCCUUAAUGGUCUUUGUUUAAGAAUAGUCUAUUCAUUAGUAUGCUCAAUUGCAGGUAUAAAGGGGAAUGAUGGAUUCUUUGCUACUUUAUGGCAAAAGUGGAAUAGUGAAUUUAAGGAAAGAAAAGUUUUCAGUCUUGCUACAAUAUUAUCAGCCUGUAAGAAGGUAAUUUCUCCAGACAAACCGAUCGAUUUCUUUAUUGGGAUGGAUGAAGUCCAAAUCAUUCAUUCUCACACUAAGCAAUCAUCGUCACUUGGCACGAUUGUGUCGGCUAUAGGUCAAUAUAUGUUGCAACCUCUUUGUGGAAUUGUAUACUCUCUGUUGGUAGGAACCGAUCAUACGGGUCUAUCACAAAGCUUUUUAGGAAGCGGAUAUGCAGCAAAAUAUAUUCCAACUCAAGCCAUGUUACCAACAACAGACUUGCAUGAAAUUAUGGAUGGUUUAGUAGAAAAAUAUAACAUGUUACAAGGAUGGAGGAAAAAUACUAAAUUGAAACAUUAUUUACGAACCUUUGGAGGUUAUGCUAGAGGAGUUGAAUUCUAUUUAGAGCAAUUAUUUACAAUGAAGAAUUUGAGUCCUCUCGACGCAUGGAAUGUUGCAAAAACAAAAAUACUAGAGACAUGUCAUGUUGCAACAAGGCUACGAUCUGAAACCAAAAUUAAGAUCAUGCAGCGUGUAAUUACAAGAAAGAUGAUUGAAAAACUCGACCAAGUAGUAGAUGAUGAUGAUUUAACUUGGUCUGACUUGGAAAACCGAGGAUUGGUAAUGUUGGAACAAGUAAAGGCCUUUGAUGAGAACCACAAUUCUUGUCAGGAAGAGAAAUUGAAGCAAUAUUUGGUGGUCUAUCCUCCAAUACUUUUACCAGCGUUGAUUCAAUCUAACAAUGAAAUUAGAGAAACAUACGACAGGUUAUUUGGCGCGGAUCCUUCUCCAUUAUAUGGGCUGAAUUGGGAGAAGGUUGUUUUUGACUAUUAUUAUUUGAUUCUAACAAUAUUGCAAAAACAUGAAUCAUUGAACUUAACAGAAUUGUUUCCUUUUGCCAAAAUGAACAAAAAGACGGCCAAAUUGGAAAUACAACAAAUGAAUAGUCAAUGUUAUCCAUGCACUCACGACUCAAGAUUACAGGGCGACCUGUCAGAAAGAACAUUUUUUAAUCUACAAAUUGUUGACUCGGCCACCUCUUUGACUUUUAACACCUCCAAGAACACUGACAAACUAUGUAUGAUCAAGAAUGCCACAGAUGCUUCGGCUGGUGAUAUUCUUAUAUGGGGAAUGAAAGAUGCCAUUAAUCAAGAUGAUUGUGUAUUUCAUUUGCAAUGUAAAUGGGCCGAUUCAAAGACCACAACGAUAGAUUUCUCUGCAAUUCAAAACCAAAUAUCAAAAAACAACGAAUUUAAAUUACUUUCUGGAACAAGAAAUGUUACCGUUAUUUUGACAGGAAAAGCAAUAACAAAUUUACCAAAAGAAGAUGAUUUACCAAAUCAUUUGAUCAUUGUAUGCAAAGAUAAUUUUGCUAAACACUUUGGUGUUCUUUCUGACCACAUGAAAUAUUUAUAUUCCAAUUUCCUGUAUAUCAAUGAGUGCAGCAGGGAGGGGUUCGAGAAUGUUAAUAUGGAUAAAACAGACGCUUCAAAGAUUAUAAAGAUAAGAACUGCUGAUAAUUUUGGGUUUAAGAAUAUGGAAGAUUUGAAGACAAAGAUAGGAGGAGAGUUAUUUGCUAAACUUGAGGGUAAAGAAAUCAUUUUUUGA